This is a messenger RNA of Symbiodinium sp. CCMP2592, 1341 nucleotides long. The record is from the annotation of a GenBank genome assembly. NCBI's taxonomy places the organism in Eukaryota, Dinophyceae, Suessiales, Symbiodiniaceae.
AUGUCGAUCGAAGCGGAGUACCUCGUUCUCGGCGCCGGCCCAGCCGGUCUCGCAGCCGCCGGAUUCAUUGCGAAGGCGGGCUCCAGGGUGGCCGUCUUUGAGGGCCGAGCACGGCCUGAGAACGUCUUCGGCUCCUACCCGGUGGUGCUGAAUGCUCGGGGCCUCUCCGCUUUGGAGUCCCUCGAUCCGGCCAUCCUCGAGAAAACCAAAGAGACAGGGCUGGCAGUGAAAGAGCUGCACGUUGUGCCCGACAACAGGACCGUUGCUAAGAUUCCUACCUACGGUACCUGCAUCAUGCGAGACCAAGCCUCCCAGUUGCUUCUGGAAGCAGCAGAGAGCAACGAGAAGAUCUCUUUCUUCUGGGAGCACAAGCUCGUGAGCAUUGAUUUCCAGGCUCGCACCUGCACCUUCGAGCUUCCGGAUGGCUCGCAGAAGACGGCAGUCGCCGAGCGCCUGGUCGCAGCGGAUGGAAACCGCUCGAAGGUGCGGCGCUUGUGCCAGGAGCACGUAGCAGACUUCAGCGCAGAUGCAGAUGCUUGGGGCUUCCAGCUGCGCUUCAUGAACUCGAAGGGUGUUCCGGGACAAACUGAGGUUAACCCGGACACUCACUUCGUCCUCGGUGACAAAGGCUAUGUUUGUUUGCAGCCCAACGGCGAGUGGAGCAUAUCCCUCCGGGUAUUGCCAGAGACUGAUGAGGAGUUUCUCACAAGCAUGGAAGCGACAGACGGCAACGUGCAGAAGCUGAAGGAGUAUGUUCAGACCUACGCCAAGUUUGCGGCCGAUAACUUGCUAGAUGAGGAGGCCUAUCGCAAGUUCUACGACUGCAAAGCCUUUGAAGGCGUUGUCGUCAAGUGCUCCUCCUUGAAUCCAGCAGGCUGGAUCUGCCUCAUCGGGGAUGCAGCGCAUGCGGUGCAGCCAGCUACAGGCGAAGGCAUCAACAGCGGCUUGGAGGAUGCUGCGAUGCUGGGCCUCGCUGUGAAGGAGAACGCAGAGGAUGCAUUUGUGGCCUUUGACAAAAAGCAACGGCCAAAUGCGCACGCGCUUCAGAAACUGGCAUUGGAGGCUAAGAGCCGAGUGAACUUGCCUCCUCCCCGCGAGCAGGCCGUGAAUGUCAUGGUGAACAUUGGCCUUGCCAUAGCCAGGAAGCUCCGCAUCAUCGAAGGCACCAGGCAAGACUUCACUCUUGGAGUAAAAGCCCAGUGUGCUGCAGUCAGGUCCUAUGAUGAGCUUGUGCAGAUGGAUGAGCGGCAGAAGGGAAAGCUUCGACCACUUGCGAAUUUCCUGGCGAAAAUCUUCCGAAUUCCAAAAGAAAGGCGGGUGCAGACACAAUCGAAGAACUGA